UCCCUCCCCUGAGAAGCGAACAGGGGGGAGAGGAUCAUAAAAAAAGAGCCAGGAUCGGCGACAGUGACAGCGCCUGCGGCUCCGGCGCCUGUGCGCGAUCCUCCCUCUCACUCACCGCCAACACUCGCAUCAAUGCGCGCCCUCAGCCAUCUCCAGCAGACACCACCGCAUCACAGCACUGCGCCCGCGGUCUGAAAUUCACCCCACUCGCUUUAUUGUUCUAGUUGUUGAGCAUACGACAUACGAGCAGCCAUAGAGACGCAAACACUCUAAUUUCAGUCCUUCAUCUGAAUGACGGGCGGACGGUUCGACUUCGACGAUGGCGGCACUUUCUGCGGUGGAUGGGAGGACGGAAAAGCCCACGGACACGGCAUCUGCACCGGCCCCAAGGGCCAGGGCGAAUACUCCGGGUCCUGGUCCAACGGGUUUGAGGUAGUCGGGGUGUACACCUGGCCCAGUGGAAAUACAUACAAGGGCUACUGGGCGCAGGGGAAACGGCACGGGCUCGGCGUGGAGUCCAAGGGGAGGUGGCUGUACCGCGGGGAGUGGAGUCACGGAUUUAAGGGUCGGUAUGGGGUUCGCCAGAGUCUCAACACACCUGCCAGGUAUGAAGGGACAUGGAGUAAUGGACUGCAAGAUGGAUAUGGGGUCGAGACGUACGGGGAUGGAGGUACGUACCAGGGCCAGUGGAUGGGCGGCAUGCGACACGGCUAUGGCGUACGUCAGAGCGUGCCUUACGGCAUGGCCACUGUCAUCCGCUCCCCGCUGCGCACCUCACUGGCCUCCCUCCGCAGCGAGCAGAGUAACGGCUCCGUUCUUCAUGACCACAUGUCCGACAGCCCUGCUGGCACCCGCGGCGGCUUCGUCCUGAACUUCCACAGUGACAGUGAAGUGGGCUCCGGCAAAAAAAAGGGGCUUUUCAGACGGGGUUCGCUGUUUGGGAGCCUCAAGCAGCUGAGGAAGUCAGACUCCCGUUCUUCCAUAUCCAGCAAACGCAGUUCGGCACGAAGCGACGCCACCAUGAGCCGCAUCAGCUCUAGCGAUGCAAACUCCACCAUUAGUUUUGGCGAUGGAGAAGUGGCUGACGAGUACAUGCCAGCUGAGGACAACGUUGAUGCCACCACCACCGAGUCAUACAUGGGCGAGUGGAAGAAUGACAAGCGGAAUGGUUUCGGUGUCAGCGAGCGCUCCAAUGGGAUGAAAUACGAAGGCGAGUGGAUAAACAACAAACGCCACGGCUACGGGUGCACGAUAUUCCCUGAUGGGACGAAAGAAGAGGGAAAGUACAAAAAUAACGUUUUGGUGCGUGGCAUCAAGAAGCAGCUUAUUCCCCUCAAGAACACCAAGACGAAGCAGAAAGUGGACCGUGCCCUUGAAGGAGCCAUAAGAGCGUCUGCCAUUGCCCGAACAAAAGUAGAAAUUGCCACCUCAAGAACCGCACACGCCAGGGCCAAAGCAGAGGCAGCUGACCAGGCGGCCCUGUCUGCCAACCAGGACUCUGAUAUCGCCAGAGCAGUGGCUAGAGAACUGUCCCCCAACUUCUAUCAACCAGGUCCUGACUAUAUCAAGCAAAGGUUUUCCAGUGAGCCUAUCGAGAUUAAAGAAGUACCAGAAGAAAAGAAAGAGAAAUCACCUUCAGGAAGUCCGCACUUUUAUCGCAAAGGCACGACCCCAAACCAGUCCCCUUCCCAAAGCCCGGGACCCACACCACCUCCCUCCCCCCCUCUCAGCAAGAAAAAGCCCUUCUUCAACAGAAGUGCCCCAAAAGCCAUCAAAGAAAACAAGAACCCUGCUGCCGAAAGCCUGGCAGUGGGUGUCACCAAGGCUACAUCCAGGAUAUCAGACAAACAGGAAGUAAAACAGGAAGUAGUACCGGUAGCCAAACCCUCCAAGCCGCCGGCGCCAGUCGCCAAUGCCUCCAGCCCUGGAAAUGGUGAGCUGCACUCCCAAUAUCACGGAUACUUUGUGAAGGCGGAGGUGAUGAUCCCACCUGAUGAUCCAGAGGAUGAAGAACACCAUGCGACAUCAACUGCUCACACCAAGAUGCCCCCAGCUGCAAAGCAGUACCGCGCACCGACCCCCAAACCAGUAAUGGCCAUAGAGAGCAAACCCGAACCCAAACUGAAGAAACAGGAAUCAUUGAAGCCAAAGAGCCUAGCAGAAACUAAGAAAGCCAGCAUGGAAAUUACUACUGACAUUGUUGAGGAGGAGUCAGGUCCCAACUCAAUAUUGGUCAUACUAGUGAUGCUGAUAAAUAUUGGACUGGCAAUUAUUUUUGUUCAUUUCCUCACUUGAUGGCACAUUAAACUCAGUGAGCUCAUGAAAACUAGCGGCAUAGGCCCCUAAUUCUCCACACUUGCGUCAAUGGCCUUUAAAACAAAAUGGCACCAGUCAGACUCAGAAACAGGCAAAGGACUGGAUGACUGGAAUUAGAGCAAAUCAUGGGAGAAAGACGAAACCCGGACCAUUCGGCUUGAGCCCAACCCAGUUCCUCUGGCGAUGAUUUGUGACUCGCUUGGGCUCUGAAAGCUGAAGCAAGCAGUCGUUUGGAAAGAAAAAGAAUCUGCUGAUCCAAGCCGUACCCAGUCAAGUGCAUGUCCACCCUGCUGCUAAGGGGAGGGGUGGAAUGGGGGGACUUAAGUGGAUAUGUUCGGAGAUGCACUUUUAGCUGACAGAAGCGAACAGCUGCCUUACUAUUUUACCACCUGACGUUUUAAAGGGGAGAUGUGCAGCGGGUUGCCAGUGUGUUUGGGCAGCAGGAGUGUGUACCAGUGUCCGCUUUCCGCUUGGUUUGAAACACCAUGCACACCAUGCACAUUUUGAAAGGGUCACUUGCCAGUCUUAUUCCAUUAAGACUUCUAUUACCCAUCUCUACAGCCUUGUCUAACAUCUCUUGCUCCUGUUUUAGGAGAUUCAUCUAUGACAUGCCUGUGCAUGGUACUGGUUUAACGACUUUGUCUUGACUUUUUUUGUUUGUCUUCCUUUCUGUUGUGUUCUUUAUUUCUGCACCUGUAGCUAAGGAUGACAAAAUAUCCAAUGUAAAAUCAAACUUGAAAAUAACAGCACGUAACAGUUUGAACUGUAAGAUUUAACAUUUUUCAAGAAUUUUUUUUUUUAAAUAGUGUGUGGUUUGAUUUAAUA
Messenger RNA from Carassius carassius (crucian carp), 3141 nucleotides. RefSeq names its product junctophilin-1-like. The transcript has 6 exons. Gene Ontology annotation, cellular component: sarcoplasmic reticulum; endoplasmic reticulum membrane; junctional membrane complex. Lineage: Eukaryota; Metazoa; Chordata; Actinopteri; Cypriniformes; Cyprinidae. Bases 292 to 2295 code for a protein of 667 amino acids. The record is from RefSeq and is a predicted model, not a curated record.